GGUGCGCGGGGGCGCGGGUUGCGUGUGGCGCGGGGCGGGGCGCGGCUGGUGCGCCUCAGGAGCGAUGGCGGCGGCCUGAACUCACCUAGCACGGCUGCGGCGUUCGGGCCUGGUCAGGGUCGGGAUUCUAUUUGCAGGUCUGGAUUGGGCCGUGACCUCUGGGCUCGCUAUUCCAGCCUGGUGUAUCUUCUGGAUCCAUGGCCAGCUACUGGCUCCUGCAGACCGGAUGAAGCAGACUAGAGACACAAGUGGAGAAAGCUGCCAGCUGGCAAAUUCUCAGAGUGUGGCCCUCUGGCUACUGGCCCUGCCCAGCCUGCCUCAUGGAGAGGAUGAACUGGUUGAGCAGAUUGGCCUCCCGGGGCCCUGGGCACCGUGUACCUCAGGGGUCCAGUCUGCAGGCCCCUGUCAUGGCUGACCCUGAGACCUGCCUCAUGGUCUUCAAGAAUCACUGGUCCCAGGUAGUGCGAAUCCUGGAGCGGCAAGGCCCUCGGGCAGCUUCUGGGGGUGCAGAUGAUCUCAGUGCUGUACGCAACCACACUUACCAGAUGUUGACACUGCUGGUAGAAGAUCGUGUGGUCCCCUCAGCCCCCACGACCCCUGGGCCCUUGCUGGAGUUCGCUUUGCGUGAGGACCUGCUAACCCGUGUGUUGGUUUGGCAGCUUCAAUGGGAUGAGCUUGGGGAUGGGGUUGAGGAACGGCGGGCUGAGCAACUGAAGCUGUUUGAGAUGCUAGUGAGUGAAGCUCGCCAGCCACUGUUGCGACAUGGUCCAGUUCGUGAGGCUCUGCUGACCUUGCUGGAUGCCUGUGGCCGUCCUGUGCCCAGUAGCCCAGCACUGGAUGAAGGCCUGGUGCUACUUCUCAGCCAGCUGUGUGUGUGUCUGGCCCGGGAACCUUCAUUGCUCGAGUUCUUCCUGCAGCCACCUCCUGAGCCUGGAGCUGCCCCCCGCCUUCUCCUCUUUUCUCGCCUUGUUCCCUUCGUCCAUCGGGAGGGCACGCUGGGCCAGCAGGCCCGUGAUGCCCUACUCCUGCUCAUGGCUCUGUCGGCCGGGAGUCCCACUGUGGGCCGCUACAUUGCAGAUCACUCUUACUUCUGCCCGGUGCUGGCCACAGGGCUGAGUGCCCUGUACUCCUCACUGCCCCGCAAGAUUGAGGUUCCAGGGGAUGAUUGGCACUGCCUGCGACGGGAGGAUUGGCUGGGAGUGCCAGCCCUUGCGCUCUUCAUGAGUUCCCUAGAAUUCUGCAAUGCAGUCAUUCAGGUGGCUCACCCUUUGGUGCAGAAGCAGCUAGUUGAUUAUAUCCAUAAUGGGUUCUUGGUGCCUGUCAUGGGCCCUGCCCUGCAUAAGACCUCUGUGGAGGAGAUGAUCGCCAGUACCGCCUAUCUGGAGCUUUUCCUACGGAGUAUCUCAGAGCCUGCUUUGCUCCGUACCUUCCUGCGAUUCCUGCUGUUACACCGGCAUGACACCCACACCAUCCUUGACACCCUCGUUGCCCGUAUUGGCAGCAACUCCCGGCUCUGCAUGGUCUCUCUGAGUCUCUUCAGGACCCUACUGAACCUCAGCUGUGAGGAUGUCCUGCUGCAGCUGGUUCUCAGGUAUCUUGUCCCGUGUAACCAUGUGAUGCUGAGCCAGAAGCCAGCUGUACGUGAUGUGGACCUAUAUGGACGAGCUGCAGACAAGUUUCUCUCCCUUAUCCCACGCUGUUGUCGGCAUCGUGCCCCUAGCCCACCCCGUCCAGAGCAUGCCUCAUGGGCACGAGGUGGGCCUAGCAGAGAGGCAGGGAGAAGGGAGGACACAACGGGCCCUGGAAGCCCAAGUGUUGACUCCUCUUCUGUGGUGACAGUGCCCCGGCCCUCCACACCAUCUCGUCUGGCCCUCUUCCUGCGACAGCAGAGUCUGGGUGGCUCGGAAUCCCCAGCUCCAGCCCCUCGCUCACCAGGGCUUGCUGCAUCCCCAGCCUCCAGCCCUGGCCGACGGCCCAGCCCUGUGGAGGAGCCUGGUGAGCUGGAAGACAAUUACCUGGAGUAUCUGCGUGAGGCGCGCCGUGGUGUGGACCGGUGUGUCCGAGCCUGCCGUACCUGGUCUGCCCCCUAUGAUGGCGAGCGGCCCCCUCCUGAGCCUAGUCCUGUUGGCUCCCGGACUAAGAAACGCAGCCUACUGCCUGAGGAGGACAGGGACAAUGUGGGGGAAGGGGAGGAGGAAGAGCUGGGGAGUGGAGGGCUUUCUGGGGGUACGGGGGAGGGCCCUGGCCACCUGCCCCCUCCCCAGCUCAAUGGGGUGCCAGGACCAUGGCCUGAGGGGGCCAAGAAGGUUCGUCGGGUGCCUCAGGAGGGGGCUGGGGAACUGCCAGAGAGCACCUCCGAGGGCAUGGCAGGACUAGAGGGCUUUGGGCAGGAGCUCCGGGAACUGGAGGUGGCAUUGAGCAAUGGGGGGGCUGGCUCAGAACCCCUGCUAGAGCCUCCACUACCUCUUGAGGAGGAGGAGGCCUAUGAGAGCUUCACCUGUCCCCCUGAGCCCCCCGGCCCCUUCCUCAGCAGCCCUUUGCGGACGUUCAACCAGCUGCCAAGCCAGCCCUUCACUGGCCCCUUCAUGGCUGUGCUCUUUGCCAAACUCGAGAACAUGCUGCAGAACUCCGUCUAUGUCAACUUCCUGCUGACGGGGCUGGUGGCCCAGCUGGCCUGUCACCCCCAGCCCCUGCUCCGCUCUUUCCUGCUCAACACCAACAUGGUCUUCCAGCCCAGUGUCAAGUCCCUGCUGCAGGUGCUGGGUUCUGUGAAGAAUAAAAUUGAGAGCUUUGCGGCCUCCCAGGAGGACUUCCCAGCACUGCUAUCCAAAGCCAAGAAGUACCUCAUUGCCCGUGGCAAGUUGGACUGGGCCGAGGGCCCUGCAGCAGGACCUACCCCCCGCCGCUCCGAUCCCCUAGUGAAGAGCCGGAGGCCAUCCUUGGGGGAGUUGCUCCUGCGGCAUGCACACAGUCCAACCAGGGCCCGGCAGGCGGCACAGUUGGUUCUUCAGCCUGGGAGAGACGGCGCAGGACUUGGCCUAGGUGGGGGCUCCCCUGGGGCUUCAACUCCGGUUCUACCCCCUCGGGGUGGGGCCCCUGAGCGCCAAGAGAUCUCAACCUGGUGUUUGCUGGAGAAGAAGAGUGUUUUUUCCUCAGAGAAGAACCACUCUGGAGAGCCUUUCUAGUAGCUACUCUCUGACUCUGCCUCUUAUCUGUCUAAAGAGUCUUCUCUUGAGUCCCUUUUGAGAGUCUUCUGCAUGCCUAGGAAGACCACUUCUGUAUGGGGAGCAUCCUUUCCUAUGCUGGCCCAGCAUGUAGAGCUGUCCCAUAAAGUCGGUCAUCGUCUGAGCUGGCUGAGGUAUGCAUAUGAGGCACAGGGAAUGGUCCUACAUGAUGUUACUGGCCUCAGGGUAGGUUAGAGCUAAGGGUAUAUAUGGGUGCUCGGUCUUUAAACAAAGGUUUGGCUCUGGGCAUGGGACUGCGCUCCAGGAGAGGAAUUAAUAUCAAAUAUCCCAUGUUAGAAGCUAUGCCAAACACUCUGAAUCUGUUAUGUUGGUUAAUCCUUUUAGUAACCUCUUGAAGUAGGUACUAUUAUUUCCUCAUUUUACAAGUGAAUUAAAAGGCUCAGAGAGGUUAAGUAAAUUAGUGCAAGGGAUACACUGAGUUAAUGGAGGAUCUGGGAUUCAAGCCUAAGUCAGCCUGAUUCCAGCUUUUAAGUUAAAAUUUAAAUGGUAGUCCCUUUUUGGUAAAGGGAGAAACUGCUGUGUUCCUUCUGCUCUCGAGUGUGUGGUGGGAGGGCGUCUGCUCAGUGGAUGUUCAAAGUGGUGUAGUGAAAAGGAAGUGGGCAAGGUGAGAGAAAUGCUUCAGAGACCAAACCAGAAACCCCAGGCUCCUUGUCAGGACAAGCACAACCAGAUCUCUUCCUCUAGUGCCCUCUUAGCCCUAUGCCAGGAGGAUUAUCUGGUAUAGCAUAGUUGGCACCUCUGUUCCCUCCAGAAGGGAAUCCUGAGUGAGGUAGACAGCAGUGGGGAGAGAGACAUACACUAGGACAAGGCACACAGAUGUGGGGCAAUAUAGACAGUGCAGGGAGGCAGAGAUGCAGAGGUCCAGAGACAGGAGUUACUGAUAAACACGGGUAUCCAGAUCCUGAUGGGGUUCCAGAAUGAGAAGGGGGUGGAGGGUAGGGAUAGGGAUGAUGGGCUGUUGGUGAAAUGUGAUGAGAAUCUCAGAUUCUCAUCAGGGGGGCUCAGAGGGGAAAUUGGGUACAGAUGAACUCUCAGCCAGAAACCCAUAUCUUCUGUUUUGCUGAUGAUCAUGAUUCUUUAGGCUCCCUGCAUUCCACUUUCCUACCCUGACAUUAAGUGAGACUGUAUUUCCCUUUGGCUCAGAGUCUGAGACUGAAAGUUACUGAAGGAAAAUAGAUGACAACUGAGAGCUGGAUGGAGUUGAUGAGCCUCAGGACUGGGCUGUUUGGGCCAUAGCCUGCUCAUGGGGUUGCCUCCAGUGUGGCACAUUCGGGGGUUUCCCUGGACACAGAUCAUCUGCAACGUAUCUGAGUGGCGACUGGACCGGACAGCAUGAGAAGAGAGGGGCUGGUUAUUUAGGGAACAUAAGGUUCUCUGCAAGAGGCUUCAGGGCAGUAUAGAAUCGUGUUGAUAGCGAAGACUUCCAAGGGAUAAAGAGCCCUAACUUCUCUCAGGCUAUAGGGAUAAGUGUACAAGUCCCAAAUCCCUUAUUUGAAACCUCCAGGGACAGAUGUGUUUUGGACUUCAGAAUUUUUCAGAUUUUAGAAAGGGAUAUAGUGCCUUUAUUGUAUAUAAAGGAGUACUCCACUGAGGUUUAGGACAGUGCCCUAUAAUCAAACACAUCAAUAUUUCUGCAGCUAAAUGUAUGAAUAUUCACACCAAGUGAAAUACAUAAAUACUAUAAAUACCAUCGUGAUGUUUCAGGUCAGGUUUUUGGCCAAAGUUAUGAAAAAAACAUUGUUUUUUCAAAGAUUUUUUUAUUUUGGAAUUGUGGAUAAGGGAUUAUGCGCUUAGAAUUACUCUCAGGUUUUGUGAGGAGUAGGGGAUUGCUGGUAGUCUUCUGAACACAUCACAUGGUAGGUAUGUGUGUGCUCUCCAUCCAGACAAAAUACUAAUGUCCAAGGGUGUGGAUUUUUGGCUUGAAGAAAGUUCUUGCAAUGAACAAUGCACAACCUUGGACUCAGCUGCUCUGGGGAGCUGUGCACAACCAGGGAAUGAAGGUGCCUUAGACAAGAGGUUUCCUGUGGUGGGAAGGUGACAGAAUUCAUUGCUUGUGAACAUUGGCUGCAUAGGAUUUCCCUUUUUCAUGUACCAGAGGGGAGAGGCAAAAAAUGUGUGCGUGUGUAUGUGUGACACAAGACUGUCACACGUACGUUUCUUUAUAAUAAUGUUGUAAUAAAUAUCUUACUGCAUA
Molecule: messenger RNA, 5439 nt
Organism: Leopardus geoffroyi (Geoffroy's cat)
Lineage: Eukaryota; Metazoa; Chordata; Mammalia; Carnivora; Felidae
Gene: FHIP1B
Product: FHF complex subunit HOOK interacting protein 1B
Exons: 13
Coding region: 321-3185 (954 amino acids)
Biological process (GO): endosome to lysosome transport; lysosome organization; endosome organization
Cellular component (GO): FHF complex
Source: RefSeq, a predicted model, not a curated record